Molecule: messenger RNA, 970 nt
Organism: Lobosporangium transversale
Lineage: Eukaryota; Fungi; Mortierellomycota; Mortierellomycetes; Mortierellales; Mortierellaceae
Exons: 6
Coding region: 80-928 (282 amino acids)
Molecular function (GO): peptidyl-prolyl cis-trans isomerase activity; protein binding
Source: RefSeq, a predicted model, not a curated record
AAAAGGCAAGACAUCUCGAAAAGAAAAAGAUCUACAAUUCAUUCAAUCUUACACAUUUACUUCCACCUAUUUAUUCAUCAUGAGCGACCUGAAUAUCCCUGAAGACUACCUUCCCGUUGUCGAUGGAUUGCUUUGGAAGAAGAUCCUUCGUGAGGGUUCUGGCGAUUCCCCCACAAAAGGCUCGAAUGUUACUGUUCAUUAUGUUGGAACGCUCUUUAGCAACGGCGACAAGUUUGACUCUUCGCGCGACCGUGGCUCUCCUUUCAACUUCAAGCUCGGCGUUGGCCAAGUAAUCAAGGGAUGGGAUGAGGGUGUCAAGACAAUGAAGGUUGGAGAGUUAGCAGAGCUUGUGUGUGCUCCGUCAUAUGCUUACGGUGAACACGGAAGCCCACCAAAGAUCCCUGGAAAUUCGACUCUUAAAUUUGAGGUCGAGCUGUUCGAUUUCCAAGAGUCUGCCGAUAAUCCCAAAGCUAAGUUGGCCCUUGCUAAGAAGAAGAAGGACCAAGGAAAUGAAUCAUUCAAGGCAGGAGAUAACGCGACGGCUGCAAAGGCAUAUAAGGAAGGUGCUGAUGCACUUAAGGAUUUUGAAGGCGCCACUGAAGAACAGAUUCAAGAGGCCACGCCCCUCAAGGUAGCUCUUCUCGCCAACUUGGCUGCUGCUUACUUGAAACUGAACGAAAACGGAAAGGCUGCGGAAGCAUGUCUGCAGGCCUUGAGCAGCCAACCCGACCAUGUUAAAGUCACCUAUCGUCUCGCACAGGCAUAUCUGGGAUUGAGUGAGUUCGAAGAUGCCAAGAAAUAUGCUCAACGUGGAUUGGACCUUGCGCCUGGUGAUACUACGUUCACAAGUUUAUUGUCUGUGAUCAGCUCCAAACAAGCUGCCUUCAAGAAGAAGGAGAAGGCUGCAUACAGCAAGAUGUUCAGUUAAAAAUCUACUGCUAAAAUAUUACAAUAAAGACAAAUUUACUAC